GGCGCGGGCGCCCGGUGUCUCCUUUUAUAGCGUCCGGCUGGAAACGCGCGGCCGAGGGCGCCGGCGGACGGCGCGGCCCCGCUCCGCGCCCUCGGCAGGGGCAGCGCCCGCGCUGCGGCCAUGGCCGGCUCGCCCGCCAUGCCGCUCCUCAUCAACCUCGGCGGGUCGCUGCUGGGCUUCGUGGCCACGCUCACGCUGAUCCCGGCCUGCAAGGACCGCUUCCUCGCCGCCAGGCUCUUCGGCGAAGACCUCAACAAGGCCUGCCGGCAGCCCAUCCCCGAGGCGCAGGGCGUGAUCAGCGGCGUCGUGUUCCUGAUCGUCCUCUUCUGCUUCAUCCCCGUGCCCUUCCUGAGGUACUUCGUGGAGGAGCAGUGCGCGGCCUUCCCGCACGAUGAGUUCGUGGAGCUCAUCGGCUCGCUCCUCGCCAUCUGCUGCAUGAUUUUCCUGGGCUUUGCUGAUGACGUUCUGAACUUGCGCUGGCGCCACAAGCUGCUUCUUCCCACCAUGGCUUCCCUCCCGCUGCUCAUGGUUUACUUCACCAACUUUGGGAACACAACCAUUGUGGUGCCUAAGCCCUUCCGGGUGCUGCUGGGGAUGCACUUGGACCUGGGUAUCUUCUACUACGUGUACAUGGGCCUGUUAGCCGUGUUCUGCACUAACGCCAUCAACAUUCUCGCUGGAAUUAAUGGGAUUGAAGCAGGACAAUCUCUGGUGAUUGCCGCUUCCAUUAUCACAUUCAACAUUGUAGAGUUAAACGGGGACUAUCGAGAUGAUCACAUUUUUUCUCUUUACUUCAUGAUUCCCUUUUUCUUUACCACACUGGGCCUGUUUUACCACAACUGGUACCCAUCCCGAGUCUUUGUUGGGGACACCUUCUGCUACUUUGCUGGCAUGACCUUCGCCGUGGUGGGGAUCUUGGGACACUUCAGUAAAACAAUGCUGCUUUUUUUCAUCCCACAAGUGCUCAACUUCCUCUACUCAUUGCCUCAACUCUUCCACAUCAUUCCUUGUCCCCGACACCGGCUUCCCAGGAUCAAUCCUAGUACAGGGAAGUUGGAGAUGAGCUACUCCAAAUUCAAAACUAAGAGCCUCUCAGCCCUGGGAACAUACAUUCUGAAGGCAGUAAAGAUCUUGCACAUAGUAGAUGUGAGGAGUGGAAUGGAUGAAGAUGGCGAAUACACCGAGUGCAAUAAUAUGACACUUAUUAACUUUGUUAUAAAGCUGACUGGACCUACCCACGAGCGAAUUCUCACUCUCCUGUUGCUACUCAUCCAGGUCCUGGGCAGCAUAAUUGCAUUUUCAAUCCGAUACCAGCUAGUGCGCUUGUUCUAUGAUGUCUGACUGGGCUGCCAGGAGCAGGGGAAAGAUUUGCACCUUCCAGUCGAUCUCUUGCUUUCUCCGAUUGCUGACCAAAUGUUUAGAGUGAUCUUAUUCCGGCCCUGUGAGAAUCUCAGGACGCCUUUUAAGGUGCAAGCAAUUACCCUGUGCCGGCCAGUCUUGAACUGUGAUCUUGUGUUUGUGUACAAGAAGGUGUCCGUCUGAUUCUGCUGACAGAAGAGAUUCAAUGCUACUUGAACGUCAUUGUUAUUGGGAAUACCUUCCAUAGGGGAAAUGUGACCCAGAUCAUCUACUCAGAGUGCUUAGGGAAAGUGGGAGAGAUAAAAGCUCUAUAUACAAAUAAGCAUGUUACUAUUCCCUGAAAGAUAAAACAGCAACUUCAAUUUCUGUGCGACUCUGUAUAGCAGAACAAGUAAACCAGAAUCCCCUCUUGGCUAUGCCAGUCCUAUCUUUCAUCCAUGAACAUAGAAUAACAUGCUAUAAAUCAUACCCAGAACUCAGAGCACUCUAAUAAUAAAAUACCUUGUGAUACA
Molecule: messenger RNA, 1871 nt
Organism: Dromaius novaehollandiae (emu)
Lineage: Eukaryota; Metazoa; Chordata; Aves; Casuariiformes; Dromaiidae
Product: UDP-N-acetylglucosamine--dolichyl-phosphate N-acetylglucosaminephosphotransferase
Exons: 9
Coding region: 121-1341 (406 amino acids)
Biological process (GO): protein N-linked glycosylation; dolichol-linked oligosaccharide biosynthetic process
Cellular component (GO): membrane
Molecular function (GO): UDP-N-acetylglucosamine-dolichyl-phosphate N-acetylglucosaminephosphotransferase activity
Source: RefSeq, a predicted model, not a curated record